Theobroma cacao (cacao) is the source of this 1047-nucleotide messenger RNA. Its product is annotated as agamous-like MADS-box protein AGL19. Lineage: Eukaryota; Viridiplantae; Streptophyta; Magnoliopsida; Malvales; Malvaceae. Gene Ontology annotation, molecular function: RNA polymerase II transcription regulatory region sequence-specific DNA binding; protein dimerization activity; DNA-binding transcription factor activity. Gene Ontology annotation, cellular component: nucleus. Gene Ontology annotation, biological process: positive regulation of transcription by RNA polymerase II. The record is from RefSeq and is a predicted model, not a curated record.
GUGGCUCUUUUUUUUGUUCCUGAAUUUACCAAAAGAAGAAAGAGAUUAGGACUACUACUGUGAGAAAUGGUGAGAGGGAAAACUCAGAUGAAGAGAAUAGAAAAUGCAACAAGCAGGCAAGUUACCUUUUCAAAGCGAAGAAAUGGACUGCUUAAAAAGGCAUUUGAGCUAUCAGUUCUCUGCGAUGCUGAAGUUGCACUCAUCAUCUUCUCUCCCAGAGGGAAGCUAUAUGAGUUUUCUAGUUCUAGUAUGAACAAGACCAUAGAACGGUAUCAGAAGAGAGAGAAGGAUUAUGGAAUAUGCAGCAAAGCAGCAUUAGAGGAAAAUAUGCCGAAUGUAAAGGAAGACGCUCACAGCAUGGCAAAGAAGAUCGAACUUCUCGAAGACUCUAAACGAAAACUCUUGGGAAAUGGAUUGGAACCAUGUUCUUUCAACGAUCUACAACUGUUAGAAAGCCAGUUGGAACGAAGCUUGAGCCGAAUCAGGGCGAGAAAGAAUCAGUUGUUUUGGGAGCAGAUUGAGAAGCUAAAGGGCGAGGAGAGACGCCUUGGGGAAGAAAACGCAAAGCUGCGAGAACAGUGUGGGAUGCAGCCGCGACAAUCACCAACAAGCCAAACGGAUGAACUCCACCACGUACAGAGCAUGGAGGUGGAGACGGAAUUGUUUAUAGGACCACCGGAGAGAAGAAGUGCCAAAAACCCUAGUGUUAAUUAGUUGAUGCUUUAAUUAAUAAUAAAGUGAUAUGAAGCUUCGAAACUUUCGGAAGGUUCAAAUCAGGUACCUUUUUCUCCCUUUUCCAUCUUGAGUUAUGGUGACAAAAUAAAUUGUUAAUAUUUAUAGUUGUUGUAACAAAAAAAGAAAGAAAAGGGGACCAAAUCAAGAAAAUUGUGUGAUUUAUCCUAAAAUAUCAUGUGUGGAAGAGUUGUAUGUAACUUACUCAGAGAUUAUUUUUAUUUGUACUAUUUUACUCAAAAAUUGAAAAUUCUCAACAAACAGAAAAAAGUUGGGACUUUUUCAAUUUUUUGAGAUUAAUAUUUGUUUCAUUUA